AUGGCCGCAAAGGAAGCCAGAGUCGGCCAGAAGAGAAAAGUCGCCGGCAAGGGAAAGCCGGACGCCAAGGUCAAGAAGGCCCGGCUUAACGACUCCAAGCCCGCAAAGAUGGCGGCCAAGGAGGCGACCGAGGAUGCGUCCCGCGACGUUGAAGCCUUUUCCGACUCAGACUUGGACGAAGAGGGUGGCGUGAAGCUCGAGGAAAAGUCUGCGGGCAAGGGGUCCACGCAGACUGGUGGCGCUUCCAAUUCGACCGUCUUCGACCGCGGCGGCCUGACGUCCCGGGAAUCGCAUGCAAAGCAGAAGCAGCUGGCCCAAGAACGAAGGGCGGCGAAGCCGUUGGCAGACGAGGUUCAGCGGACCAAGAAGAUCUGGGAGAGAUUGCGAAAGAAGUCGCACGUCCCCAAGGACGAGCGGCAAGCGCUGGUCAAGGAACUGUUUGGCAUCAUCACCGGUCGCUGUCGGGACUUUGUCUUGAAGCACGACGCUGUCCGGGCCGUGCAGACGGCCAUCAAGUACUCGACGCCCGAGCAGAGAAAGCAGAUUGGCCGGGAGCUCGAAGGAAGCUACGCUCAGCUGGCCGAGAGCCGAUAUGCAAAGUUUCUCAUCGGAAAGCUGCUGGUGCACAACGAUGACGAGAUCCGGGACUUGAUUGUGCCAAACUUUUACGGCAAGGUGCGCAAACUCAUCAACCACUCCGAGGCCUCGUGGAUCCUCGACGACAUAUACCGGACCGUGGCAACCAAAGAGCAAAAGGCCAUCCUGCUGCGCGAGUGGUACGGCCCCGAGUUCAGCCUCCGAGAAAUGACCAGAGACACCAAGCCCACGGCGGAUCUGAAACAGAUACUCGAGGACGAACCCAGCAAGCGCGGCCCGAUCAUGAAGAGCCUCGCGGACAUGAUCAACUCGCUCGUCCAAAAGAGAAUGUCAGGCUUCACAAUGCUGCACGAUGCCAUGCUGCAGUACUUCGUCAACACUCAGGCCGGCACGGAAGAGUUCGCCGAGCUCAUGGAGAUGGUCAAGGGAGAUGAAAGCGGCGACCUGUUGAAAAACAUGGCCUUCACCAAGUCCGGUGCCCGGCUGACCUGCCUGCUUUUCGCAUACGGGACGUCCAAGGACCGGAAGCAUCUGCUCAAGCCGUACAAGGACACCAUUGUCCUCAUGUCUGGGGACUCGUACGCCCACGUCGUCAUCCUCACGGCCUACGACGUCAUUGACGACACCAAGCUGGUGGCCAAGGCGGUAUUCCCAGAACUCCUCGGCGACAAGGCAGAGGAGACGGCGCAAAACGUCAUCGGGGCCGUCAACAACCCCAACGCGAGGACGACGUUGCUGUAUCUGUUUGAGGGCCUGUCUAGCUCUCUGUUUCCGGCCAGCCACUCUUUCGACGUGGAAACGCUAAAGGAAGUCCACGAGAUCCGCAAGACGACGAGUAAGAAGGACGACGACCUUCGCCGCAAGGAGCUUCUCGCCGUUUUGGCGCCGCAGCUACUAUCAGUCGUCGCUGCUGCGCCCAAGGAGCUGACGUCGACGGCAUUUGGCUGUCAGCUUGUCACCGACGUGCUCCUGUCCGAAACCGCCGACAAGAAAAGUGCGCUCAAGGCCAUGGCACAGUCCGCCGCCGGCGAUCCGGAGGAAGAGCCGGCCGAGGAUAGCCUGUCGCCUCUGCCGCACAUUUCGAAAACACCCUUUGGCGGUCGCAUGCUGAAGUCUCUGAUCCAGGGCGGCAGGUUCGACAGAGCCGCGGGCAAGGUGGUCCCGGUGCAGCCGCCAAUGGGCUUCUCCAACGUGCUCUAUCCCGUCAUCAAGGACUACGUCAUGGAUUGGGCCACUGGCCCCAGCUCGUUUGUGGUCGUUGCUCUAUUGGAGGCUGGUGACUUUGACAAGGUGGACUCGUUGAAGAAGAUUCUGAAGAAGAAUCGGGAGCAGCUGGAAAAGGCGGCAACGGAAAUGACGACGGAGCAAAAGGCGGCCCGGGAGGCAAACGAGGCCAAGUCGGGGGAAAAGGGCGACAAGAAGAAGAAGAAGAAGAAGACGGAGGCAGCGGUCGGGAACAUGGGCAGUAAAUUGCUGUUGGAGAAGCUGUGA
Molecule: messenger RNA, 2088 nt
Organism: Hirsutella rhossiliensis
Lineage: Eukaryota; Fungi; Ascomycota; Sordariomycetes; Hypocreales; Ophiocordycipitaceae
Exons: 2
Coding region: 1-2088 (695 amino acids)
Biological process (GO): regulation of translation
Cellular component (GO): nucleolus
Molecular function (GO): mRNA binding
Source: RefSeq, a predicted model, not a curated record